This is a messenger RNA of Symbiodinium sp. CCMP2456, 1149 nucleotides long. The record is from the annotation of a GenBank genome assembly. Lineage: Eukaryota; Dinophyceae; Suessiales; Symbiodiniaceae.
AUGGCGCCUGAUCAGGUCGAAAAAUGGCUGCGUGGUUUGGGAUCCAUGCUGCCCAGAGAGGCGAUUUCUGCCCUGAUCGAAGAAGUCCAUCGGCGAGGGAUGGAUGGAGAAGCUUUCGACGUGCUGAUAGCAAGUCGAGCGAUGCCGGCUCUGGGGGAUGCAGUGCGCCCGGCACACAUGGCCAUGCUCCGGCGCUGCUGGAAUGCAAACAAGCCAUUCUCUGCAGCUGCGCCAUGCAAGGCAGAGCCCUGCGAGCAAGGCGCAGCUUUGCCAAGGUUUUCACCACCUCCCCGGGGGGAGACAGAUGUGCCUGAGCUGCCAGAGCCACAACAAGAACAUUGUCACCCCUCUGAUGUCCAGUCACCCGAGCGCGAGCCGGAGAAUGGUCACUUAACGUCCACUCCACUGAGUUCCGCUUUAAUGAAGCAGAAGGCUGCGAAGCCUCCGCAGGUUCCCCGCCUCGACCUUUCCUUCGUGCAUCAGAAAGGAAACUCCGACAACCUCAUGAAGCACGAGUGGAAACCGGACAGGCAGAGUCUUGCUGGCUCCGGCGCAGACAUGGCGAACAGGUCUGGCUUCGCCUCGGCGAGUCCCGAGGACCAGCAACGCAUAGCCGAGUUUUAUGGAUAUCGGGACGAGGGCUUCGUGGCUACCAUGGCCGGCUUGCGGACGGACCUCCUCCGGCCUCGAUUGUACGUUGGGAACAUGGCAGACGCUGCCUAUUGGCCAAUGCUGAAAAAGUUGGGCAUCACUCACAUCGUGAAUUGCGCUAUCGAGGCGCAGAAAGUGCCGCCUGCCUAUGAAUCGCAUGGCAUCAAGUACUUGCUGCUUCCUUGGCAAGACCGGGAAGAGGAAACGCGAAACCUGACUCGGCAAAAGUUCAAGACUGUGAGGGGAGCAACGAAGUACAUCUCCACGGCUCUUCAGGGCCGCAACUCGGAGAAUUCCGAGAAUGUAGUCCUCGUGCACUGCGUGCAGGGCCUCUCCCGAAGUGCCGCCUUGGUUUGCGCGUAUCUCAUGGAGUUUGAGGGCCUUGGCUUAGACCGUGCUCUUUCCGAGGUUAAAUCCAAGCACAAAGGAUGUUUGUCGUCACCUCACUGGCAGACCCUGCUGCACAAGUUCAAUGCGGAGUUGCUCCGGGGGUCCUGA